Molecule: messenger RNA, 3845 nt
Organism: Sardina pilchardus (European sardine)
Lineage: Eukaryota; Metazoa; Chordata; Actinopteri; Clupeiformes; Clupeidae
Gene: arhgap4a
Product: Rho GTPase activating protein 4a
Exons: 25
Coding region: 394-3054 (886 amino acids)
Biological process (GO): negative regulation of cell migration; signal transduction
Cellular component (GO): cytoplasm
Molecular function (GO): protein binding
Source: RefSeq, a predicted model, not a curated record
AAUAUUUUCUAACUAUAGGCCUACUUCACCACCAUCAAUCAAUCAUGGUCUAUCCAAGAGCAUGUCUUUGGGACCUCAGACGUCAAUGUUUGAGGGUCAAAUGGUCACGAUGAUGUGUUAAGCAAAAAUCCAGAAGAACAAUACUUAGUUGUCAUUAUUCAGUGACUCCUUUUGUAAAAGGAGCCGGCAGUAGCUGAGCGCAACGAUCAGAGGGCGAAGCAGGCAAAAAUAGAGCAGGAAAGCCCUUUCUCCUGGCGUGCACAUGUGUUUUGGCAUUCUUUGAGCAUCGACUGUGUCGUCCGGGAUGAGUAGGCCUUACCUGAGGGAUUACCAUUGAGAGACAAGAGGAAGUUUUGACAUCUUAGUACUGAGUUCGAGCCCGUCACUGGACCCAUGGCUUCGCACGUGAAACUGAAGAGAGACAAAGUGGGCGCACAGGACUACGACGCCCAAAUCAAAGAGGUGCGUUCUCAGCUGGUGGAGCAGCUGAGGGUAUUUGACCAGCAGCUGGAGCAGAAGACUCAGGUGCUGCAGGACCUGAGCGACUACCUGCGUCGGCGGGGUGAGAUCGAGGCCGAGUACGCGCGCUCCCUGGACAAGCUGGCCGACCGCUACAGCUCCAGGAUAAAGAGGAAGGAGCAGAGUGGUCAGUCGGUUCUGCAGUGUUGGCUGGUGCUCCUCGGUCAGACCCGGCAGGAGAGCCGUGACCACAGCAUCAUUGGCGACAUGUGCAGCACCAGUCUGCCCCAGAACCUGUCCCUGUGCCUGGAGCACACGCAGCGCUUAGCCAAACGGACGAGAGAGGCCUGCAGUAUGGUGCAAGAGGAACUCCUCAAGGUCACCACGGAGAUGCAGACCACGUUGAAGACCUACCACCAGUACCACACAGAGUUUCUGUCUGCAGAGGGGAAACUGAAGGAGGCAGAGAAGCUGGAGGAGAAGCAGAAGGGGGUUGCCAGAAAAGUGGAGAAGCUGAUUGAGAAAAGACAGGGGAAAGUUCAGGAAAUACAGUUCAAGUGCACUAAAGCCCGCAAUGACUACCUGCUGAAUCUCGCUGCUGCCAACUCCUCAAUGAACAAUUAUUACCUCCAAGACAUCUCUAAUCUCAUCGAUUCGAGCGAUGUGGGUUACCACCCAUGGGUGGCGCGGGUGCUGCGGAGCUUCGUGUCGGGCCAGACCCGCGUGCAGCAGAGCCUGGGCAGCCAGCUGCAGCAGCUGAGUGGCGCGGUGGCCACCCUGGACCAGGUCAAGGACCGGGACAUGCUGCUGCAGGCCCACGACAGCACCUUCUGCCUGCCCCUCAGCUUCAAGUACCUGCCCCAUGAGGGAGACCCGGUGUGUGACGUCUGUGCAGAUUGUGACAUGCAGGAUGAGCUGGAAACUCGUUGGAGACAGCUGGAGUCCAGACUGGACACUUUCAAGGACACAGAAGGGAUCAGCAAGACACUACAGGACGCUCGCUCGAUCAUGCUCACCUUUAUUGGUGACGAGGACUUGGGUGCUGCCCAGGACCAGAGUCAGGAGCCCAGUUUAGCCAAACGCAGAGCGAGUCUGCAGGAAACCGAGGGUGCCUACUUCGCAAAAGUGAAGGACCAACUCCAUUUCACCUCCAUGAUCUCCAAACUCCAAGCCAAGCAUGACCUUCUACAGGAGGCCUUACAGAAAGCCAAGGCUAAUGGUGGGAACGAUGCCAGCAUACGCACUAGAAGGUCUCUGAGAAACCAGCGAAGCAAUCGAAGGAGUCAUUCAGGAGCUCAGGUGGACCAGAAGCUCUUCACCGGAAACCUGCUCACCUUCAUCCAGGCCUCCAAGCAGGACAUCCCUAUUGUGGUGAAGAGCUGCAUUCGUUUCAUCAACCUGAACGGUUUACAUCACGAGGGCAUAUUCCGUGUGCCUGGUCUGCAGCUGGAGAUCAACUCGUUGAGAGAUGCCUUUGAGAAUGGUGAUGACCCGCUGGCAGAUGGCGUAUCAGACAUCGACUCUGUGGCCGGCGUGUUGAAGCUGUACUUCAGAACUCUGGAGCAGCCUCUGUUCCCUGAGGAGAGCUUUAGCCAGCUGAUGGAGUGUGGCUUAAUUGAGAAUGAGUCGGAGAAAUGUGAGCAGAUCAAGGCGGUCAUAUCUUCCUACCCCGAGCCUGUCAUCGUCGUCAUGAGAUACCUCUUUGCAUUCCUCAAUCAUGUGUCCCAGUACAGCGACGAGAACAUGAUGCAGCCCUACAACCUGGCCGUGUGCUUCGGGCCCAGCCUGAUCCGCGGCCCGGAGGCCGGCGACGCCUCGGCCCUGCAGCAGAUCAACGCGCUGGUCAAGAGCAUCGUCGUCCAGCACGAGAGCAUCUUCCCCGGGCCGGCCGAGCUCACGGGCCCGGCCUACGAGAAGUGCAUGACCCUGGAACAGGACGACUGUGAACCAAUUGUUGACGAGGCAGAAGGAGACCUCGACACCUCCUCAAUGAAAGAGGAGCUGGAGGCGGUUGCACUUUUCGACUACACUGCCCGCUCCCCCACGGAGCUGUCCUUCAGAAAGGGAGAGCACCUCGUCCUCCACAGCAAGCCCUCAGACGAGUGGUGGAAGGGAGAGUCCAACGGCAUCAAGGGGCUCAUACCACACAAGUACAUCAGUGUCACAAGCAGUCUGGAGGCUACUAAAAGAGCAUCUGAUAAGAGAAACAGCACUGGAGACCUUGACGAUGUGGACCAGAGCCCACGACUCAAGGCCAGCCGCGAGCGAGCCGGGUCACUCGGGGUCAGUGGCGCCCACGGAAAGGCCUCCCUGCCGCUGCCAAAGUCCCACAUCAUCGUCCGGCCAGCCAAGUCCCCAGAUGCCUUUCGGAAGCAUUUACAAGCACAGGGCCGAAAGUCCUCUGGAGAGGAGCUGCCAGGCAGUCUCGACAACACAGUCAUUAAGGUGGACAAAGAGGUGUGUCAGCAGAUGAACAAUGUCUUCCACGAGCUCCUGUCCCGGCAUCCCAUCAUCGAUCCCCCCGUCUCCAAUUCGCAGACCCCUCAGAAGAGGACGGGCUUCGGGCGGAAAGGGCGAGAUCAGCAGCACAGAUAGCCCCCCCUCGCUCCAACUCACCAGAGGAAGGCCGCUGUGGAGGGGAGCCACUAAAGCUAGCCGACAGAAAAGAGGAGCGCACAUUUCGCAUGCACCAAGAAAAGGGAACUUGGUAACAAAGGUCAGCUUUUUUAGAAACUGAACCGACAUGCAAGAGUGUGACUGUUUCAUUUGUUCAGCAGUACCGACCGGCCUGAACUGGAAGUGUUUCUUUUUUCGUGCGCAGUAGAUCUGUGUGAAGGGGAAUGGGAGUGGACCCCCGUCCCUUGAGUGACACCCAGUGGUCGUCUCUGUGUACUGAAAAUGCAAAGACCGUAGAGAAUUAGUCUAGUCACUGGCUCAGGCAACUUAAUCAGCUGGAGAACUGUCUCCUGCAUUCACAGGCACGUCCAUAAGACCGUUAUGCUGGUUGCAACCCUAUCAGAUGCUCCAAACCACCCCAUUGUGAUGAGGGUUAUGUCAAGCGCCUGUUGUGUGGUGUAGACCUAGGCCCUCAAUGUAAUGGAGGCUAUAUUGAGCACGCAGUGGUUUGGUGGCUUUGACUCCUGUCUGUGACACUUGGAUGACCUCAGAGCAGUCAGAUCAUCUCUGUAGUCUUUUUUUUUGUUUUUUUUUACGACACCACUUCAUGAAUACUCAGUUGAGAUUUAUAACUCCCAGUGCCAUGUGCUGGAUCCAAUGCAAUACUGUAUUUUUCUGGAAAAAUUAAAUGAUGUGGAUUGGAAUUGGUUGUACCAGUCUGUAAAAAGGAAAGUUUUGAAAUAAAUUGGGAGUAUUUAUAUUUGCAUGCA